Molecule: messenger RNA, 2409 nt
Organism: Solanum lycopersicum (tomato)
Lineage: Eukaryota; Viridiplantae; Streptophyta; Magnoliopsida; Solanales; Solanaceae
Source: RefSeq, a predicted model, not a curated record
AUGAGUUGAGUUGGGUCAGAUAUAAAUUAAAUUUUAAUUAAAUUUGAUCGAUAGAACAAUAAAAUUUAGAAAAUAAUUUAAAAUUUUACAAGAAUGAAAUAUGAAUUUAUGUCCAAAACAUAUCAAAACCAAUUUUGUCCAUAUCAUUACUUUUUGUAAUUCAAAAACCUCUUCACACAUAUUAAUUAUCCAAAUUAUAACAAUCCUAAAAAUUCAAGCUUCUUUAAAUUUUUGUUACUUCUUCCCAAAACGGCAAAACCUGCCUCUUCCCCCUUUUCCUUUAUAUCCAUCUGUCUUUCUUUGUUUUUAUUUCCUAUGUCAAGAAUCAAGAAAACAAGGUACUUAAUUCUUUUUCUCUCUUUGUAUGAUUUUUUUUUUAAUAUAUGGUUUAUAUGCAAAAUUGGAAUGUAUAUGUUCAUAAUUAAGGAAUAAAUAUAUUUGAUUUUUUUUUUGCAGUGUAAGGAAGAUGAGUGAUUUUCAUAAACAUCUAGCUAGUUUAAAGUGUGUUUUGACAUGUGGAAUUUGCAAAAGCUAUGCAAAGAUGUCACAAUUAUUGAAGAAUGUUGUCAUAGAUUUAAGAAAAUUUUAAUCUUUUUUUGGGGUUUAUCUUUUCAUUUGGGUGACGUUAAUAAAUUCUUUGAAUUUGUGAUUCCAUGAUCUUGAUGUUCGGACUGUCAUUGUUACGUUCUAUUUAUUUUCUUUUUUGUUAUUCUCAUCGAAGCGGAGUUAUCCAGAAAACAAUUUUAUCUCUGCGGUCAGUAGGCUUAAACCCUACUUUGUGAGAGUAUGGUGUGUGUUGUUGUUGUAAUUUUUUUGAAUUUUUUAUUUUUAAUUUGAGUGAUUUUGAUAAACCAUUUGUUCUUACAAUGUUUUUUAAAGAUGAAUUUAAACAUAAUUUUUUUGGGGUUCAUUUUAUUUGAGUGAUGUUGAUGAAUCACUGUGCUUGUGAUCUCAUAAUCUUGAAUUUUGUAUUUUGUUAGGUAUGUGUUUCCUUUUUUUUUCUUAUUCUCAUCGAGGCGGAGUUAUCCAAAUAACAUUAUAUCUCUGUAUAUCAUCAAACACAAUUUUGUGAGACAAUGGUGUAUAUAGUUAUAUCUGUUAUUUUUUGUUAAAAAAAUAAAAAUAAAAUUCAGUGAUUUAUAAAUUAUUAGUUCUCGUCAUUUGAGGAUCUUGAAUUUUUAAUUUCAUUUUUUUUGUUCUUAAUUUUUUUUUUUAAAAAUGAUUAAUCGAAAUGUAGUUUUUUGGGGUUUCAUUUUUUAUUUGAGUGAUAUUGAUAAAUCUUUUGUCAUUUGUGUCUGUGAAUUAAUGAUCUUGAUUUUUUUUAAUCGUUCUUUCCAAUGAUUUCCGAUAGAAUUUGUGUCAUUUCAAGGUUUAUGUGGUCUAGGUCUUUUAUACAUGAACUUAGUACAUAUCAUAUUUCUUGAUCAAACAAUUUAUUUAUUUAUAAACAUUCUUGUACGAUUAAUUUGUUUAAAUAUGGUUCAAACACCUUUUUUCCUAUCACUUCUUAUUCUUAAUACAUUACAUGUCAAAAAAAUUUUAUUUUACGUUUUUUUUUUAUGAAAUUUGAUUAAUUUAUGUUAAUUUUUUAACAGUUUGCAAGAAAUGCAUAAUGAGGAAGAUAUCAAAAGAGAAAUGGAAUGUUUGUCCAGAAUGCAAUAUGAAUUUAGGUGUUACCCCCUUGCAGAAAAUCAGGUUUGAUCACCAAAUGCAAAGAAUAAGAGACAUUUUUUCAAAUAAAAGAAGAGAAUUAAUUGAGCUUGGACUAAUAGAAAAGUCUAAAAAAGACGAACCCGAAAAGUUAGCUCAGGAAGAUAUUAAUCUCAAUUAUAGUGCCGAAAUGCUCAUUGAUCCAUCGCCUCCUCCUCCUGCUCCUAUUGUUGUUGCUACCAGCUCAAUGAGAAAGGAGAAAUUAUUUUCUUCCACAGUCAACACUACAACAAUUUUUGAUGAUCAAGUUUUGAAUCACGACAACGUUUCGAGUAGUAAUACUGGAAGAGGAAGGGUGAGAGGAAGAGGAAGAGGAAGAGGAAGAAGAAGAAGAAGAAGAGGAAGUUCAGAAAAUAAUCCUAAUUGAUUCCAAUAAUGGAGAUGCGCAUCCAGGAAGUUCAACCAUUCCUCUUCAUUCGAGCAAUGAUACUCAUUAUAAACGACAGGUACAAUUGAAAUAGACUUUAGUCAUGAUUGUAAUAGUUGUUGUUUUAUGGAAAAAAGAAUUAUUUUUAUUGGGACAAAGUAAAAUGAAAAAUGCAAUUAGGGAACUGAUCAACCAGAAAGUUCAAGCAUUCCUCUUCUUUCAGGCAAAACUAUUCAACAUAUAAAAACAAGAACAAAUUAGUCAUACGCUAAGUUGUUACUUUUAAUAUCGUACUUGACUUGGAUUCUUUUAAAAUACAUUAUACUUUUGAA